This is a messenger RNA of Paramuricea clavata, 4148 nucleotides long. Lineage: Eukaryota; Metazoa; Cnidaria; Anthozoa; Malacalcyonacea; Plexauridae. The record is from the annotation of a GenBank genome assembly.
AUGUUUUUUGUUGUAAUAUGGAAUUUCAAAUUAUUCACAGGUUCUCAAUCGACAGGACAGUCGUAUCUCAAAGGAUCUAUGCCUGGUAUGAAUCAGUUAAUAUAAUAAUCAUCACUAUUAUUACCUCCGCCAGGAAGUUAUGUUUUUAUCUGCGUUUGUACAUAGUCUGUCAAGAUAUGAUGGUCUGGAAGCCCGGCAAAUUUCAAAGCCACAAAAUAGAAGACCUUUGUUUGAUGUUGAACUGUACCUCACCAUGCACAAAUACUUUGUCUCAACUUCAUUAAAUAUUAUUCUUCGUGGUUACGCGUUUCAUCUCAGCUAUCUUUAUUGGAUGAUUACUUCAAUAUACGAAAAUACAAUGAACUCAAUCACCGUGACCGUGCGCAAAUUACCUUAUUAUAGGAAAUUAACGAUGCACUUUAUUAAAGCGGAUUUUAUUUUUCAUCGUUAAUUUUAAGUAUGUCAUUUUUAUUUAUCGUCAGUUAAAAAGACCUUGAUUUGUUUUAUAUAACACUAACUCUUCUAAUAUCAAAAUACUCCUCUCAACUCAGUUCACUAUCCGAUUCGCGUUAAAUUUAAUUAAUUUGUCAACCAUGGAGAUCAGAUUCGCGUUAGUAUAAUCAUGUUUUAAAAGACCUGGAAACAAUCCGCGUUAAUUUGAUGUCGUGUUAAUUUAUAUCGCGUUAAUAAAGUGUAUCGUUAAUUUCCUAUAAUAAGGUAAUAUAAACUCAGAUCAAAACAUAAUACAAUGACUUCUGUUCAGUUUCCAGACCAUAUCUUGAUAGACUAUGGUUUGUAUUUAUAUUUCACUGUAAUUUCUUAUUUGGCCCCCCUUUAACUGGGGCCCCAGGGCAAAUUGCCCCCUCUACCCCUCUGGGCGGCCUUGACAGCACCUGCAGUUACGACUAUCUAUGACAGCAUAGUCUCAUAAUCACAUGCUUGCAGAAAAGAAUUAUUUUCGUCUUGGCAAAUGAGAGGCGGCUUAGGCGUGACAAACCUCUAGAGGACUUCCAGGCCAGAGAAUCAGAGUAAUGUACUGUAUAAAAAGUAAACUGGAAAUGUGUAAUCAAGUGCGAGGUUUUCACCGUGGGGUUCAGAAAUUCAUUGCCAAGAAUCUCCGACUUAAUUUCCAAAUUGUGCUGAUAUUAAUUUGUGUCUUCAUUCAUACUUAAUUCCAACUAAACUUAACUCAAACAUCCAUCAGACAUCACAAUACAUUUGUUCCACUCAAAGUCAUCAAACAUUUUGUCAGACGGUUCUCUGACGGAUAUUUUAAGGCCUGCAUGGUCACUACGAGCACUUUUUAACUGUAUUGAAUUGAAUUCUUGUAAUUGUGCAAAUGUGAUUUGGCUCUUUCACAUUCUACACGAAUCUCUGUAGAACUGAAAAUAAUGAUUCUUCUGUGCCAGUGUAAAUAAAGUUCGUUUAGUUUAGGUUUCCUCCUGUACUAAUAUUGGUCACUGGAUCAAUAAGAGAUGGUCCUUGCUGGACCUCUAGGGAGAACAGUUUAGAACUGAUAGAGCUAUCCAGUAUAAAUAAAGUUAGUUUAGGUUUCCUCCUGUAGUAACACUGGAUCAAUUGGACCUCUAGGAAGAACAGUUUAGAACUGAUAGAGCUGUUCAGUAUAAAUAAAGUUAGUUUAGUUCAGGUUUCCUCUUGUAGUAACAUUGCAUGGAACAAUAAGAGAAGAUCCUUACUGGACCUCUAGGGAGAACAGUUUAGAACUGAUAGAGCUAUCCAGUAUAAAUAAAGUUAGUUUAGUUCAGGUUACCUCCUGUAGUAACACUGGAUCAAUAAGAGAUGAUCCUUACUAGACCUCUAGGAAGAAGAGUUUAGAACUGAUAGAGCUAUCCAGUAUAAAGAAAGUUAGUUUAGCUUAGGUUUCCUCCUGUGGUAACACUGGAUCGAUAAGAUAUUACCUUUACUGGACCUCUGGGUAGAACAGUUUUAUUUAGAACAAUUCAAAUAAAGCUAUCCAGGGUAAAUAAAUAUAGCUUAGUUUAGGUUUCCUUCCGUCUAGUAACACUGAAGCAAUAAGGGAUCUUACCAGACCUUUAGAGAGAACAGUUUAGGACUGGUAAAGGUAUCCUAAAUAAAUAAAUUUAGCCUAGUUUACUGUAGUUUAUCUAUAAUGGUCUUAAUUACGACUUUUGUUUAAUAUGUCUGUUAGUGAAGAUGGUGGGCUUUAUACACGGGUGUGCUUUUAUUCGGAAAUAAGCAACUGAAAUGUCGGCAAAUGCGAUAAUACACCCCCUUGCUUUAGCCUGCAUGUACUGGGCUUAUACCCGGGUGGGCUUGUAUUCGGGUGGGUUUAUAUUUGGGUGACCUUAUAUUCGAAAGUUUACAGUAUCAUUGUUUUCUUUUUUCAAACAGAAAUAACGGAUUUCGAUGAUGAAAUUUGUGAACGGCACGUACCGUGGCUGGCGCAACAUCUCAGCAAGGAUGUCGAAAAAGUUGCGAUGCUGUUAGAAGGUGACUCGGUUGAAAUCGAAGUUAUUAAACAAGGCGAACCCCAGCCAGAAAGACGAAACAUUAAAAUCCUUAACUCGUGGAGAAAUGCAGAAAUAAAGCUUGGAAAGAAACCAACAUGGGAGAAAAUUCGUUUAUGCUUGGAAGAUGAAACCGUUGGACGGUGUGAUGUCAUUCGUGCUCUUUUGAAAGAAGACGAGUUGGGUGGCCGUGUUUUGGUGUGGCUUGCACCCCGCAUUGCAGCGUGGUUUCGAAACUACGCUCGCGUUCUUGGCGUGCCAGAAUGUGAAAUAGCUAUGUCAAGUCAGAAUUUUGAAAGUGUUGAGAGGAGCUGUAUGGAUGUUUUGCAAAGAUGGCGACGAAGGACAAGGUAUCCCAAAGUUGAAGACUUGAUACAAGCUUUAGAACAUGAUAUUAUAAACAGACCUGAUCUAGCCGAAGAAAUGAGAGAGAAGUUUUGUAAUCACGAAGUCAAAGUAAGUGAUAAAGAUGAGAAUGUCCUGUUGUGUAUUGAUUUGAAUGAAAUACUCUGUGUAAGUGUCAAGACUGCCAUAAACUAGCUUUGUUUAGACUAAAUGGGUAAAUCUAGUUCUAGCUGUUCUAUAGUUAUACACAUAUGUAGAGGCCCAGUAAGAAUCGUCCCUUAUUGAUCCAGUAUUACUAUAGGAGAAAGCCAGGAUAUCUGGGGAAACCGGCGGUAUUUGGUCGAGUCCGUUCUGCAUAUAGCCUAACUACUCACAAUGAAGAUAUCUUUUUUAUUUAAGGAUGAGGUCCUGAGCCAGUUGGACAACCUGUCAAUAUGAGCAAGCCAAAGUUGAAGAUUAGAUACAAGGCUUACAAGCUUUAGAACAUGAUGUUACAAUAAAACCCGCAUAGCUUUAAAGUGCACAUUGGGUUGGUUUAGUGCAUAUACUGUCAUUUUUUAGAUCAUUUAUGAACAAUUUAUAUAAAUCAUAUACAAUAAGUUAGAGUUAUAAACCGAGAAGGAGGUUUAUAACUGAUAUGUUAGAGACCUUACGAUUUUAGAACGGCAACUGCGACGGCGACGGCCAAAACAAACUCCUUCAAAUAAAUGGUAGUCGAUAGUUCAUCGUAUAUUAUCAAUCGUAUGCAUUUAAUACAGUCUUAGAAGUUGAAGACAUGGGUUUUAUGGUUGGGAAGAGUUCUGCUAAACCCCGUUUGAAGUUGCACUUGUUGUGGCUUGGAAUGCAGCCGUUGUAUCAACACGUGAAAAUCUGUGAUUUGGCGUUGUAAACAGAGCGAGGACAAUGUCUAAAUUAUUCAUUUAUUGUAAUUACUCAAUUCUUCUCAAUGAUCUAUUGUAUAGGGUAGCCGUUGCCGUCCUAAAAUCGUAAGGUCUCUAUUGCCCCCGAGGACGCGCAGCGUCCAAGGGCAAUAUAUCAGUUAUAAACCGACUUUCGAGGUUUAUAACUAACUUAUAUCACAUUUGUGGAGGUUUUCUAACAUAUUUUGUCAUUUUCAAAAAAUUUUGAUGAAAAAUUCUCGCGUUUUGUCGAAAAGUUUGAUGUAAUUAUUUAUUCAAGGUAUAUUAGCUAGUUAUAAACCUCGGACGAUCAGAGAAAACAGACACAAAUGUGAUAUAAAUAGUUAUAUAUACCUCCUUAAAAUGAGUCGCUUUUCUCUUAAGAAAAUGCGAACCUAUGCGAACCUAGAUAGAG